AUGGCCCAAUUCUCCAAGAUCGUCAUUGUCCUCGCUUCAGUCAUCUCGACCUUAGUUGCUGCUAGCAGUUGCCACAAUGGCGGGAUAUACUGCGGUUUCGGAUUGAUGCAAAGAGGCAAUUACAUCACCAAAAUCAACACUGGUCUGCAGGCGAAGCACAUCACUAGAAGUGACUACCACCAGAAGAACUCUCUGUGGAGUUGUGGUGAUCACGGCGAUAUCGAGUUCAAGCAAAUCUGCGAGGUUGGGUGUUUCGAUAAUGGUACAGACGACGACGCUUGCUUGGAAAAUGAAGCGGCUGAAGCUGCUGCCGACGCGGCCGAGGAGGUGGCAGUAGCAGCUGCCCGCAAGAGAGAUGUUGGCAAUGUAUGGGUUGGUUGA
This is a messenger RNA of Cadophora gregata, 381 nucleotides long. RefSeq lists its product as uncharacterized. Bases 1 to 381 code for a protein of 126 amino acids. The transcript has 2 exons. The record is from RefSeq and is a predicted model, not a curated record. NCBI's taxonomy places the organism in Eukaryota, Fungi, Ascomycota, Leotiomycetes, Helotiales, Ploettnerulaceae.